This is a messenger RNA of Nematolebias whitei (Rio pearlfish), 1364 nucleotides long. It is a transcript of the gene rcl1, whose product is annotated as RNA terminal phosphate cyclase-like 1. Gene Ontology annotation, biological process: endonucleolytic cleavage of tricistronic rRNA transcript (SSU-rRNA, 5.8S rRNA, LSU-rRNA); ribosome biogenesis. Gene Ontology annotation, cellular component: nucleolus. Gene Ontology annotation, molecular function: RNA endonuclease activity. Lineage: Eukaryota; Metazoa; Chordata; Actinopteri; Cyprinodontiformes; Rivulidae. The transcript has 10 exons. Bases 1 to 1350 code for a protein of 449 amino acids. The record is from RefSeq and is a predicted model, not a curated record.
AUGGGCGAGUCUUUGCAGCCACUUGGAGAGGAAGAGGAGGGAAAGGAGGAGGAGAAAGAUGAGAAGCAGGCCAAGAUGCAGACCCACAUGAUUGUCUUGAAAGAGCCUUUCCCUACCAUACGUAUUAGGCAACAACACCUUUUCGACCCUUCUGGCUUUCCGUAUUCGCGCCUCCCUUUAACGUCUUGUCUGCUCGAACGCACGUGGAUCUUCACGCCAGGCGCAAACAACAACAUGGCAAGCCUCGGGCUUUCCUAUGACGGCUGCAAUUUCUUCAGACAGCGAUUGGUUUUAUCGACACUAAGCGGGAAGCAUGUGAAAAUAAAAAACAUUCGGUUUAAGGACGACGACCCGGGACUUCGAGAUUUUGAGGCCAGCUUCAUCAGGCUUCUCGACAAAGUGACCAAUGGUUCCAGGAUAGAGAUUAAUCAAACUGGUACUGUGUUAUUUUACCAGCCUGGCCUGUUGUACGGCGGUUCUGUUGAACAUGACUGUAACCCACAGCGUUCAAUCGGAUAUUAUCUGGAGGCGCUGCUCAUGCUGGCCCCUUUUAUGAAGAUGUCUCUGAAGGCAACUCUGAGAGGAGUUACCAAUGACCCCACUGAUCCAACGGUUGAUCUGCUAAAGUCCACAGCACUCCCUCUGAUGAAAAAGUUUGGUAUAGAUGGAGAUGGUUUUGAUAUUACGGUGGUGAAGAGAGGAAUGCCGCCAGGUGGAGGUGGAGAAGUUGUUUUUACGUGUCCUGUCCGCAGGAUAGUCAAACCGAUCCAGCUGACUGAGCCGGGCAAGAUCAAGAGGAUCAGGGGUGUAGCAUAUUCUGUACGAGUUUCACCUCAGAUGGGCAACAGGAUUGUGGUGUCAGCCAGGAGCAUCCUCAACCAGUUCCUCCCAGACAUCUACAUCUACACAGACCACAGGAAAGGAGCCAGCUCAGGAAAGUCUCCAGGUUUUGGUCUAACAUUGGUGGCAGAAACACUGAACGGCUGCUUCUUCAGUGCAGAGAUGUCCUCUGUGCCGCAGGGGCAGGGUACUGUACUGCCUGAGGACCUUGGCAGAAAUUGUGCCAAACUGCUCUUGGAAGAGGUGUAUCGGGGCGGCUGCGUGGAUUCGUCCAAUCAGAGCCUGGCGUUGCUCUUGAUGACCCUUGGCCAACAGGAUGUAUCAAAGGUUCUGCUCGGACCGCUCUCACCGUACACGAUCGAGUUCCUGAGACACAUCAGAGAUUUCUUCCAGAUAAUGUUCAAAAUCGAGGUCCAAAAGCCUUUAGAGGACGAGAGGAAAGGUGGAGAUAAAGUUCUCAUGACUUGUGUCGGAGUUGGGUAUAGCAAUAUAAACAAAACUGUUAAAUAAAUUAUUAUUUUCUA